This is a messenger RNA of Hirundo rustica (Barn swallow), 3033 nucleotides long. It is a transcript of the gene EFCC1, whose product is annotated as EF-hand and coiled-coil domain containing 1. Lineage: Eukaryota; Metazoa; Chordata; Aves; Passeriformes; Hirundinidae. The record is from RefSeq and is a predicted model, not a curated record. The transcript is spliced from 8 exons. Gene Ontology annotation, molecular function: calcium ion binding. The coding region runs from base 1 to 1809 and encodes 602 amino acids.
AUGGAGCCGCCUGAGGGCUGGGACCCCUACGGGCGGCCGGCCCGGCGCACGCAGUGGCUGGUCAGCGCCCUCGCCUACCACUACGGGCUGGACCGCGGCGUGGAGAACGAGAUCGUGGUGCUGGCCACCGGCCUGGACCAGUACCUGCAGGAGAUCUUCCACCACCUGGACUGCUCUGGCGCGGGCCGCAUCCCCGGCGAGGACUUCCGCACGCUGUGCCAGGUGCUGGGGCUGGAGGAGGCGGCGGACCCCGAGGAGUGCGCGGGGCUGUGGGACGGGCUCUCGGCCGAGCUCACCUUCCGCCAGUUCCACGCGCGGCUCUGCGGCCACUUCAGCACCUGCGCGGGGCCGCGGCUGCCGCUGGGUCGGGAGAGCGAGCACAUCGAGAGCCAGAUCCGCCUGCGCAGCCCCCGCCGCCGCCGCCGCGCCCGCCCCGCCGGCCGCCGAGCCCCGGGCAGCGCCGAGCGGCGGCCGCCGGCGCCCUGCUCCCCGGAGUGCUACGAGGAGAUCGUGGCGCUGGAGCGGGCCGAGGACCGCAUCGCCAAACUGGAGGAGGAGAACGGCAGCCUGCGGGAGCUGGUGGAGGACAUGCGGGCCGCCCUGCAGAGCAGCGAUGCGCGGUGCCUGGCGCUGCAGGUGGGACUGCGGAAGAGCCAUGCCAGCCAUAAAGAAGAAGGAUCGUGCUUCGUAGGGAGUAAGAGACCCUUACCACAGAACCACUCCCAGACCAAGUGCCUCCAAAGUGUCCUGAAGGAAAUGGAGCUCAUCCGGAGCUCCAGGGAUGGGCAGAUUGAAGAAGCCAUCAGGUUCAAUCAGGAGCUGGAGAAGGAGCUGAAGAGCUCUCAGGAAGCUCUGGUCAGCCUGGAAGAUUGCAACCAUAAGCUGAAGAGGGAGCAGGCAGAGAUGAGGAGGAAGGUGGAAGAGGCCAGACAUGCUGUCCUGAACAGUCUUGGCAAAGUGAAGGAGCUGGAAGUGAGAGCUAACGAGGUGCCACAUCUGCAGAUAUACAUUCAGCAGCUGGAGUCACAACUGCAGCACUACAGGUCAGAAGGGGAGAGAUGCCAGCCUGCCCAGCAGAGCAGCCCUGAGCAGCAGGAGGGAGCAGCCGUGCCUGGGGCACCGCGGGACUGCCGCUCGCCUGCCGGCAUUGCCAAUAACGCAGAGAAUCAGCUCUUCCGCUCCGUGGAGGGCCAGGCUGCCUCGGACGAGGAGGACGAGAAGUGCCUGGGGGACCACGCUCUGCAGCUGCACCCCAUGAGGAACAUCCUGGCCAAGCUCCCUUGCUGUGCCAGUGGGUGUGAUGAAAAGACAUGGAGAAAGCUGCUGUCCUACCUGGAGACCACCAGCCCUGACCCUGUGGAGCUUUCAGGGAGAAUCUCCCCCCUCACAGAGCAGCCAGAACUCCAGGACCACCAGGAGAAAAAACUGGAAACAAGCAUGGAAGAGGUGAAAGGCCCCUGGCUCAGGGAGCUGCAGCAGAAGGUGGAGGAGACAGAGGUGCUGAAGAUGGAGCUGCAGAUGUUGGAGACAGAGAGGGUUCGGCUGUCCCUGGUGGAAGAGAAGCUCAUGGAUGUUCUGCAGCUUCUCCAACAGCUCCGAGACUUGAACAUAUCUAAGCGAGCCUUGGGAAAAAUCCUGAUGAGCACUUUGGAAUCCUGCCAUGACUCCCCACCUGGCAAAGCCCAGCUGUUCAAAGUGCUGGACACCCUUCAGCAGGAGCUGACAGCCUGUGAGCUGCUGCACAAGCAGCCCAUGGAGCAGGCACAGAGCCCACGGUCCCUGUCCAAUCCCCUGGUGAUCUCCUGCUGAGCCCAGCCAGCCCCAGGACAGCUGGAGGGAGGAAGGAAGAGCAUUUGUCCAGCUCAGCCACACCUGGACUGGCUAGGAGCAAGGAGUGACCCAAGGGGAGAGCAGCAGCCCUGGGUUGAGCACAGCCCUGCCUCAGCUGGACUGCAAAACCCAGCCCUGGAAAAGUGGGACUGGCACCAAACUGUGCCCACCACAUUUACCUGACUCACAUAGAUUUACAGCUCUGGAAAAGUGGGACUGGCACCAAACUGUGCCCACCACACCCGCCUGACUCACAUGGAUUUACAGCUCUGGAAAACUGGACUGGACUGAACCAAACUGUGCCCACCACACCUACCUGGCCCACAUGGACUUACAGCCCUGGAAAACUGGGACUGGCACCAAACUGUGCCCACCACAUUUACCAGAUCCACAUAGAUUUACAGCUCUGGAAAACAAAACUGGGACUGGACUAAACCAAACUGUGCCCAUCACACCCACCUGACACACAUGGAUUUACAGCCCUGGGUGUGCAGGGGCUGGGCAUAGUUUGCAGCCUUUGUGGGAGCCCCACUCCAAAGCCAAGGCAGACUGUGUUGUCCCUGGAUUUGUUAUCCCUGGAUUUGUUAUCUGUUGGAGAGGAUGAAACAGGAAAACCUUACAAAUAUGACUGCCUGGCAAAAGAUUCUAACAGCAUGAAACCUAUGAGUGAAAUAGAAAUGAAAGCAAGCUUUGAGAUGUAGGACGCCAAGCCGGAAGACAGUGAUUGAGUUAGCUGAAGGCAAGAUCCCUGCUGAUUGAGCAAUACCCCUAACAGACAAAAGGGUCCAAGGGGGAGGAGCCCUGCCAAGGUGGCAUGGCAAAGGAGUCUAGAAACGAGCUUUUAGGGUUUGGAAUAUGGCACAGUAUGGUAAUGUAGUAGUUCCUAUAGGCUGUAUUUAAAUUCUGUAGCAUUUGUGUCAUGUACUGGUGUAAACUAGAAUAUUCAAUACAGAAGGAGAUAUAAUGUAUUGUAACAAGAAGUGAGGUCUCUUUGUUUGGGCACACUUUUAGCUGUGGCUGGCAGCUUAAGCAAAGCUCUUGCACCAACAAACUAUACAAUAAACCACGUGUUUCAAGAGCUGCCCUGGGCUCCAGGGUUCUCUCAUCGCUGUCCCCACUCUCUCUCCUACAGUUAUCCCUCACCCUAUGAGUGACAAACUGAAUGACAAACACAGCCAGGAGUGUGUGCCAGCAGUGCAGGUU